Messenger RNA from Oppiella nova, 1509 nucleotides. The record is from the annotation of a GenBank genome assembly. NCBI's taxonomy places the organism in Eukaryota, Metazoa, Arthropoda, Arachnida, Sarcoptiformes, Oppiidae.
AUGCCGUUGAACUCAGUGAUGGGCAUCGAGUUGAUGCACAACAACAUAGAGCCCAUGCAGUUGGACAUGAACUUGGAUGACGAGUCCGAUGGGAAUGGCGAGGGUGUGGGCGGCGGUGGACAGCCGCACAAUGGCGUUGACGGCCCACAUGUGGCCAAUUAUCUCGUGGAGAACCCGACCCUCGACCUCGAGACCUACUCCAACGCAUACAUCGGCCUCUCGCGGAUCAAUCGGUUGCUGUUCAUCGCCGACCACUGUCUGGCGCUCAGGACAGAGGCCCUGAGGAUGGCUCUGAACUACGUGAAGGACAACACCUAUAAUGUGAACAUUUAUACGCAAUUGUACCGCAAAUUGGCGGACAGUAUAGCCAUGAGUGGUGUGAACGCCGAGGCAGUGAUCGGUCCGCUCGACACCAAUUGGAUUGAGUCCAAGUCGAAGAAGGCUGCCCUCAAACUCGAGAAGUUAGAUACGGAUCUCAAGAACUAUAAGUCCAACUCGAUUAAGGAGAGCAUCCGAAGAGGUCACGACGAUUUGGGCGACCACUACCUCGACUGCGGCGACCUCUCAAACGCUCUGAAAUGCUACUCACGAUCGCGCGACUACUGCACGAGCGGUAAACACGUGUUGAAUAUGUGUCUGAAUGUCAUAAAAGUGAGUAUUUAUCUACAAAACUGGUCGCAUGUGUUGACUUACGUGACCAAAGCGGAGGGCACUCCCGAGUACAGCACAUCCAGUAGUAUCGCCACUCGUCUGCACUGCGCGGCCGGACUCAGCGAUUUGGCCUCAAAGAAGUAUAAGAGCGCCGCCAAACACUUCUUGGCCGCCAAUUUCGAUCACUUGAGCGUCGAGUACGGAGAGAUGGUGUCCGUCAACAAUGUGGCCGUCUAUGGAGGGCUGUGCGCUUUGGCCACCUUUGACCGCAUGGAACUCCACAAGAAUAUCAUCGCAAACGCCUCCUUCAAGUUGUUCCUGGAGUUGGAGCCACAGCUCCGCGACGCCAUCACUAAGUUUCAUGAGUCGAAGUACGCCUCGUGUCUGUCCAUUCUGGACGAACUCAAAGAUAACUUACUUCUGGACCUGUAUUUGGCACAACACGUCCACGUCCUGUACUCUCACAUCAGGAAUCGGGCGUUAAUUCAGUACUUCUCGCCGUAUCUGUCGGCGGAUAUGAACAAAAUGUCUGUCGCUUUCAAUACUAGUGUCCCGUCUCUUGAGGACGAACUGAUGCAUCUUAUACUCGAGGGUCAGAUACAGGCCCGAAUUGAUUCCCACAACAAAAUACUGUACGCUAAAGAUGUGGAUCAAAGAACAGUGACAUUCGAGAGGGCGCUAGACAUGGGUCGCGAAUGGCAGCGACGGACUAAGUCAUUGAUCCUGAGGUCAGCGAUGCUGAAGAAUGGACUCAUUCAAGUGAAAUGCCCGCAACCCUCCAGAGGUGACGAGAAUACGCCCACCGGUUCAUCCAAUAGCGCCUCCGGUUCUAAUAUACCCAUUGGUUCUCAAAAGUAA